Messenger RNA from Canariomyces notabilis, 1381 nucleotides. RefSeq names its product histone deposition protein Asf1. Gene Ontology annotation, biological process: nucleosome assembly; nucleosome disassembly; DNA replication-dependent chromatin assembly. Gene Ontology annotation, cellular component: chromatin; nucleus. The transcript is spliced from 3 exons. Bases 347 to 1171 code for a protein of 274 amino acids. Gene Ontology annotation, molecular function: histone binding. The record is from RefSeq and is a predicted model, not a curated record. Lineage: Eukaryota; Fungi; Ascomycota; Sordariomycetes; Sordariales; Chaetomiaceae.
GACCUAGAAACCCCCGCGACGCUGCCACAUGCGCGACCACUUUUCGCAAGGAAGGUCUAGGGUGCCCAGCAAAGUACGCCCAGCGCGUGUUAACGUCCUAACCCCUCUCAACUGUUUGCGGUCUAAUUUCGAGCGAAUAGGCGACCAAAAUAAACAUGACUGCUUAAAGCGCUUUUCUGCAAACCUACCCACUCUUUUUCGGCUUCCAACUUUUGUUGCUGAGUCUCAACCCCAGCUAGAGCCAACCGACUGUUCUCCCAGUUAUCGUCGCGAACUUCUGUCUUCCUGAUAUCUCACACUUCAAUCUAUACUCGGUUAUAUUUCUGCUUCACUACCAACCUCCAACAUGUCGGUUGUGUCGCUUCUCGGGGUCAAUGUGAUGAACAAUCCCGCCAAGUUCACCGACAAGUACGAAUUCGAAAUCACCUUUGAAUGUCUGGAGCCAUUGCAGAAGGACCUCGAAUGGAGACUCACGUACGUCGGCUCGGCGCAGUCGGACAACUACGACCAGCUGCUGGACGAGCUGCUCGUGGGGCCGAUCCCCGUGGGCAUUAACAAGUUUGUGUUUGAGGCGGACCCCCCCGACACCAAGCGCAUCCCCAUCGACGAGCUGCUCGGCGUGACCGUCAUCCUGCUCACGUGCGCCUACGACGGCCGCGAGUUUGUGCGCGUCGGCUACUACGUCAACAACGAGUACGAGAGCGAGGAGCUGGCCAACGAUCCUCCCGCCAAGCCCGUCAUCGAAAAGAUUCGCCGCAAUGUGCUCGCCGAGAAGCCGCGCGUGACGCGGUUUGCCAUCAAGUGGGAUUCCGAGGCUUCGGCUCCUGCAGAGUUUCCUCCUGAGCAGCCGGAAGCCGAUCUUGUUGCCGAUGAGGAAGAGUACGGCGCUGAGGAGCUCGAGGAGGAAGAGGCUGUCGAAGGUGCCGCAAACGGCGAAGAGGUUGGAGACAAGGAUGCUCAGAUGGAAGGUGUUGAGGGCGAGAACGGGGUUGAGGAGGACGAAAUGUCCGACGACGGCAGUGUGGACAUCGAGGACGAGAGUGAAGAGGAGCUUCUCGAAGAGGAGGAGGGUGGAGAGAUGGAGACUGGUGAGGGCAACGAGAUGGAGGUGGAUGAGCCCGACUCUGGUGCCGGAGUCCUCAACAAGCAGGGGGAGGCAAUGGUCCACUAGGGGGGAAUUGAUGGGGUUGCAACCGAAGUUCCAGACGUUGGAGGUUGCCACGCCAGGACUACCUUUUUGCAUGCGGUAGUUUGAGCCUUCGGGGGCUAUGCUCAUACCCUAGACGUUCUGCUUUGUAUGUCUGUACGGGAUUAUAGUCAUAAACCCGCAUUCUGUCACGCCAAUUAGAGCACAUUGUAUGACAACCCAUCAAUGCAUGAG